Cucumis melo (muskmelon) is the source of this 1645-nucleotide messenger RNA. RefSeq names its product protein UNUSUAL FLORAL ORGANS. Gene Ontology annotation, molecular function: protein binding. Bases 44 to 1426 code for a protein of 460 amino acids. The transcript is spliced from 2 exons. NCBI's taxonomy places the organism in Eukaryota, Viridiplantae, Streptophyta, Magnoliopsida, Cucurbitales, Cucurbitaceae. The record is from RefSeq and is a predicted model, not a curated record.
CAAAACCCAUUUCCAUAGUUUCCCUUUUGAAAAACUUUCCAAAAUGAAUUUCAGUCACCAUAUGGACAUGAGUCUCCACCCUUCCAUGAAUCCCACCAUCCCCUUUAGCUACAACAUUAUCCCCAGUUCAAAUUGCGGCAUUAUUUCUACAACUAGUAAUAAUAAUGUCGCACUUCUAACAACAACGGGCCCUAGAAUGGAUUGCAGAAUAUGGAGCAAACUGCCGCAGAGGAUUCUGGAUAGGGUCGUGGCGUUUCUUCCCCCACCGGCGUUUUUUCGUGCUCGUUGCGUUUGUAAGAGAUGGUACGGCCUUCUGUUUUAUGCAAGCUUUCUGGAAUUGUACCUCCAAAUUUCUCCGUAUCGCCGCCAUUGGUUCUUGUUCUUCAAGCUUAAAGGUGUUUCCAGCCAUAUUUACAGAAAUAAUAAUAACUCCCCACUUGCUGGACCCGACCACUCCAGGCCUACCUAUGAAGGAUACUUAUUCGAUCCAUACGACGUGGCAUGGUACCGGCUGUCGUUCGCUCAAAUUCCGGCAGGGUUCUCACCGGUAGCUUCCUCUGGCGGAUUAAUCUGUUGGGCACCGGACGAAGGAGGUCCCAAAACUCUAAUCCUAUCAAACCCAAUUCUCGGGACCUUAUGUCAACUUCCCCCAACCACAAGACCACGUCUUUUCCCUUCCAUCGGCUUCGCCAUAACCCCAUCUUCCAUCGACAUCACGGUGGCUGGAGACGACUUAAUCUCCCCUUACGCCGUCAAAAACCUCACCGCCGAAUCCUUCCACAUAGACGCGACCGGGUUCUACUCCAUGUGGGCCACCACGUCCACAUUGCCACGUCUCUGCAGUUUCGAAUCAAGCCGAAUGGUUCACGUGGCAGGCAGAUUAUACAGCAUGAACUACAGCCCAUUCAGCAUCCUAGCGUACGACAUGUCGCACAACAAUUGGUGGAAAAUCCAAGCUCCAAUGAGACGGUUUUUACGGUCUCCAAACUUAGUGGAAAGUCAAGGGAAAUUACUGUUAAUCGCUGCGGUAGAAAAAAGCAAACUAAACACCCCAAAGAGCUUAAGGAUUUGGGGACUCCAAAGCUGUGGAACCACGUGGAUUGAAAUGCAAAGAAUGCCGCAACAGUUGUACGUCCAAUUUGAGGAAUUGGAAAAAUCGUGUGGGUUUGAAUGUGUAGCCCAUGGUGAAUUUGUGAUGGUUUUGAUUAGAGGGUGUUGGGAUAAAGCCGCGCUUUUGUAUGAUAUGGCUAAGAAAUUAUGGCAAUGGGUUCCGCCCUGUCCUUAUAUAGGAACCCCCGGUGGCGGCCACGGUGGGGAAGAAGUUUUACAUGGGUUUGCUUAUGAGCCUAGAUUGGCCACGCCGGUCACUGGACUUAUUGAUCACUUCUCUAUUCCGUUUCAGAAUUAUACUGCUAACCAUCAGUGAUUAAAUAUUAAAUAAGAGGGUACGUAAUAAUUAGUUAAGUUGUGUGUUGUUGUGUUGAGUUAAGUCUAAACAGUGUGUUAUGUGGGGGUUUUGUUGGGGUGUUGGGAACUUUGGGAGAUGUUUUCAUGGAGAUUUUUAGUGGUUGUAUUAUUAUAUAUACCUCUCUUUCACUUUCUCAUGUGUGUACCGUUUAGUAAUAAUAGUUUAAUUUGUGAAUUA